This is a messenger RNA of Auanema sp. JU1783, 570 nucleotides long. Lineage: Eukaryota; Metazoa; Nematoda; Chromadorea; Rhabditida; Rhabditidae. The record is from the annotation of a GenBank genome assembly.
AUGAAAUUCCUUCUUGUACUUAUUCCUGUAGCUUCCGUUCUUGGUGCUAGUGUUACUCAUAACGACCUGCAAAUUGAUUAUAUCGAGUUAUCAUUGGAACUCACCAACGUCUUGAAAGAUAGGCCUGAAGUCACUGAAGAGGAGAUUCAUAGCCUUUCUAAACAAGUUAUCGUUGAAGUUGAUAACUUUAAGAAAAAAAAUGAAAUUCUCGAUAACUUCGCAAAGGGCAAGGGAGCUGAAUUCGAAAAGUUCUUCCGUGAAACGUAUAUGAACCCCAAAGUUGAAGCUCAUGUAGCUAAGCGUUUGGCAUCUGUACUCGGUUACUAUCUUACGAAAGAACACAUCCUCCAGUUCCGCAAUAUUGUUCUCUCAAGAAUGCACGAUGGAACACCAAGAAGUGAUAUCAUUGAAACUAUUAAGGAACAAAUCAGCAAAGAUCUCGGAGAGAAGAGGGCCCAACGAGCUCUUGAUUUGACCCUCAAGGAUCUCAAGAUUCUCUACAAGAUGUACAGCGAUCUAGUAAUGAAGCUUGACGAACCCAUUGGUUAUUUGAUGAGAGAUGAGUUAUAA